This is a messenger RNA of Oncorhynchus kisutch (coho salmon), 1424 nucleotides long. Its product is annotated as cyclin-dependent kinase-like 3. Gene Ontology annotation, biological process: protein phosphorylation. Bases 3 to 1424 code for a protein of 473 amino acids. The transcript is spliced from 10 exons. Gene Ontology annotation, molecular function: ATP binding; protein kinase activity. The record is from RefSeq and is a predicted model, not a curated record. NCBI's taxonomy places the organism in Eukaryota, Metazoa, Chordata, Actinopteri, Salmoniformes, Salmonidae.
AGAUGGAUAUGUAUGAGAACCUUGGCGUCGUGGGUGAGGGGAGCUAUGGUACAGUGAUGAAGUGUCGACACAAGGAGAUUGGACACAUUGUGGCCAUCAAGAGGUUCAAUGACAAGGAAGAGGACAAAACCAUGAAAAAGGUUAUCAUGAGAGAAAUCAAACUUCUGAGGAAAUUUCGCCAUGAAAACCUUGUGAACAUGCUGGAGGUAUUCCGGUUCAAGAAGCGCUUGUAUGUUGUCUUUGAGUACAUUGACCGCACAGUUCUGGAAGACCUAGAGAGAUAUCCUCGUGGUUUGGACAGCAAGCGCCUCAGAAAGUACAUGUUCCAAAUUCUACGAGCCAUGGAUUACCUUCACACCAGCAAUAUCAUUCACAGAGAUGUCAAACCUGAGAAUGUUCUUGUCUCUAACUCUGGGGUGGUGAAGCUCUGUGACUUUGGGUUUGCCAGAACCUUGGCACCGACUGGGGAGCCUCUCACAGACUAUGUGGCCACGAGGUGGUACAGAGCCCCAGAACUUUUAGUGGCAGACAACACUUACAGCAAACCUGUAGAUGUGUGGGCCAUUGGCUGCUUGAUUAUAGAGAUGGCUACAAGCAAUGCUUUUCUGACGGGGACUUCUGACCUGGACCAGGUGCACAAAAUAGUCAGCAAAGUGGGGCCUUUGACCCGUCAUCAGCAAGACCUGUACUUCCAGAACCCCAUCUUUGCUGUGGCCAGCCUUCCUGAGGUGCAGCUCCUCAGGGACCCCAAGAGGAAGUACCACAAACUCCACUUCUUAGUGGCUGAAAUAGUGGAUUCAUGCCUACAGAUUGAUCCAUCUCACAGGGCUGCGUGCUCCAUGUUGCUAGUUCAUCGGUACUUCACCAAAGAUGGGUUCGUUGAAAGAUUCAUACCAGAGAUACAGGCAUUGAUACUGAAAGAUGCCAAGGUUAACAGCAUGCACUGGAUUCAUAGUAGCUCAUGGGAGCCACCAGAGGACCAAGGAACAGGAGUCUUGUCCUCAUCCUCAUGUAACAGAAAGCCAGUGAAGGACACUGAGAAGGACCGACGUGGGAAGGAGCCUGAGCAGAAGCAUUCUAGGGCAGGCAGGAGGUCAGAGAUCAGGAUGACCUGCAGCCCUGUCUCAUCUCAGACAAACAGACAGCCCUUUACCUCCACCUCUACCUCUACCUCCAUCCCAGACCCCCCUCAAUCUCAGGACAAGGCUGUAGCCUUUACCAUGCCCCGCAUCAACGCCAGCAACAAUCUUUUUGCUGCUGUCCCCGUUCCAUGCUGUAUGGAAGUCACUAAGUCCCGCACUGAUAAGGUAAAGAGACGGCCGAGCCCUACUGACCUGGCCAUGGGGAAUAGUCAGCUGACUGAUGCCCUGUCUCAGUUAAACCUCAUGAAAGACAAUGUUAACCCACUUGGAAUGCAGCCGUGA